CCGUAGGGGGGCUUGGUGCGCCUGCGCGCUGCGGCCGCCGUACUCCCCCCCCCGCCUCUCCCCUCCCCUCCAGUGCCCCGGAGGGGGGGUUGCUGCGCAUGCGCGCCGCGCUGCCCGCCCCUCGCCAGCAGCAGCAGGAGGAGGCGGCGGUGGUGGUGGUGCUGGCUGUGGAGAGCGUGAGGCAGAGCGAGCGCCGCUGCCGCCCCCUGCUCUCUGGGAGCCCCAGGUCCGGGCGGAGGAGGCCGGAGCGCCCCGGCGGCGGCGGAGGGAGCCAGAGCGGCGGUGGCAGCAGCAGCAGGAGGAGUCUGUGCCCGGCCCCCCUCCCCUCCCCCCCGCUCAGUCCCGUUACAGCCCCCCUCCCUCCGCGCUCCGCUCCGCAGCCACCAACAUGUCGGCGCCGGCGGCCAAAGUCAGUAAGAAGGAGCUGAACUCCAACCACGAUGGGGCCGACGAGACCUCAGAAAAAGAGCAACAGGAAGCAAUCGAACACAUUGAUGAAGUACAGAAUGAAAUAGACAGACUGAAUGAACAAGCCAGUGAGGAAAUUUUGAAAGUAGAACAGAAAUACAACAAACUCCGCCAACCAUUCUUCCAGAAGAGGUCAGAAUUGAUCGCCAAAAUCCCAAACUUCUGGGUAACAACAUUUGUCAACCACCCACAAGUAUCUGCACUGCUGGGAGAAGAAGAUGAGGAAGCACUGCAUUAUUUGACCAGAGUUGAGGUGACAGAAUUUGAAGACAUCAAAUCAGGUUACAGAAUAGAUUUUUAUUUUGAUGAGAAUCCAUACUUCGAAAAUAAAGUUCUCUCCAAAGAGUUUCACCUCAAUGAAAGUGGAGACCCUUCUUCAAAAUCAACUGAGAUCAAAUGGAAAUCUGGGAAGGAUCUGACAAAACGGUCAAGCCAGACACAGAACAAAGCCAGUAGGAAGAGGCAGCAUGAAGAGCCAGAAAGCUUUUUCACCUGGUUCACCGAUCACUCUGAUGCAGGGGCUGAUGAGUUAGGAGAAGUCAUCAAGGAUGACAUCUGGCCAAAUCCUUUGCAGUACUACUUGGUUCCUGAUAUGGAUGAUGAGGAAGGGGAGGGAGAGGAGGAUGAUGAUGAUGAUGAAGAGGAAGAAGGAUUAGAGGAUAUUGACGAAGAAGGAGAUGAAGAUGAGGGGGAGGAAGAUGAAGACGAUGAUGAGGGAGAGGAAGGAGAGGAGGAUGAAGGAGAAGAUGACUAAUUGAACACUGAUGGAUUCCAAACCCCCUUUUUACCUUUUUAAUUUUAAUCCAGUCCCUGGGAGCAAGUUGCUGUCUUUUUUUUCUUGUGCUCAGUCGCCUUGUUCUCUUGAGGUCUCUUUUUCUCUCCUCUACACCAUGGUUCACACUUUAUUUUUGGGGGAAAUACCUUGAGCAGAAUACAGUGGAAAAGAAUCUACCAGUUUCUGUUUCAAGUUCAUUUUUAUCCCUUUCUGUCUCAAAACUAAAAAAAAAAACUGUUUAUGGAAUCAACACACCAUGUUCUGUGGGAAAAAAGAAAACCUUCUGCUCCCUUCACUCUGCUGGAAGCUGAAGAGUGCUAGGCCCCUGUGUAGUAGUGCAUAGAAUCUAGCUUUUUUCCUUCUUUCUCUGUAUAUUGGGCUCAGAGAUUACACUGUGUCUCUAUGUGAAUAUGGACAGUUAGCAUUUACCAACAUGUAUCUGUCUACUUUCUCUUGUUUAAAAAAAAGAAAAAGCUAAAAAAAAAUAAUAAAUAAAAUAAAAAACUGGGGUUCUAGAAGGUGAGCUGGGUGGGUUUCAGAUGUUGGGGUGGGUUACGUGGGCAUUUUGACAACAUGGCUUCUUCUCCUUUGGCAUGUUUAAUUGUGAUGUUUAACAAACAUCCUUGCAGUUUAAGAUGACACUUUUAAAAUAAAAUCUUCUCCUAAUGAUGACUUUGAGCCCUGCCACUUGAUGGAGAAUCAGCAGAACCUGUAGGAUCUUAUUUGGAAUUGACAUUUCUCUAUUGUAAUUUUGUUCUUGUUUAUUUUUAAAUUCUUUUUUUUUUCUUUUUUUUUUUUUUUUUUGUUUCACUGGAAAGGAAAGAAAGAUGCUCAGUUUUAAACGUUAAAGUGUACAAGUUGCUUUGUUACAAUAAAACUAAAUGUGUACACAAA
Messenger RNA from Strigops habroptila (Kakapo), 2137 nucleotides. It is a transcript of the gene SET, whose product is annotated as SET nuclear proto-oncogene. Gene Ontology annotation, molecular function: chromatin binding; histone binding. Gene Ontology annotation, biological process: nucleosome assembly. The record is from RefSeq and is a predicted model, not a curated record. Gene Ontology annotation, cellular component: nucleus; chromatin. Bases 389 to 1222 code for a protein of 277 amino acids. The transcript has 8 exons. Lineage: Eukaryota; Metazoa; Chordata; Aves; Psittaciformes; Psittacidae.